Molecule: messenger RNA, 2958 nt
Organism: Sclerotinia borealis F-4128
Lineage: Eukaryota; Fungi; Ascomycota; Leotiomycetes; Helotiales; Sclerotiniaceae
Source: the annotation of a GenBank genome assembly
AUGCAUUUCGUUUUGUCCUUUGCAUUUUUGCUCUUCAGCCUCUGCCAUUAUGCUGCGGCCCGGGCAGUCUUUGCCCAUUUCAUGAUAGAUGCUUUCGCACUCAAUAUUGCCUACGGCAGAACUUUCAACGACAAGCAAAUUUCCAAUGCCUUUGCGGCUGCUUCUUCUUCUGGUUUCAAGCUUUUUUUCUCCUUUGACUACGCCAGUGAAGGUGCAUGGAACGAGGCAGUUGUCACGGAACUACUCCAGCAAUACACGUCCAAUGCUGCCUACUUCCAUACAGCCGAUACUUCGCAGCCUCUGGUUUCCACUUUCGAAAGUCCAGCAUCGGCUGCCGAUUGGGUUGAAAUUAAGUCAUUAACAGGUUGCUUCCUUAUCCCUGAUUGGUCAUCUCUCGGUGCCGAUGCGGCUGUCCAACUUGAGGGUGGUGUUGCAGAUGGUCUGUUCAACUGGGCAGCCUGGUCUUACAACGGCGAGAGAAUGAAUACCUAUAUAGAUGCGUCUUAUUUACAGUAUCUUGAUAAAAAGCCUUACAUGAUGGCGGCAUCCCCAUGGUUCUACACAAACUUCCCUGGGUUCGACAAAAAUUGGAUUUGGCCAGAUGUCUCUAUGAGUUUAUGGAGUGAUCACUGGACCGAGAUUCUGUUGCAAAAGCCGGACUAUGUCGAGAUUAUCAGCUGGAACGACUAUGGCGAGUCGCAUUACAUCAGCGAGUCACGUUCAUCCCCUCCUUUUGUAGAUGGGGACGAUACAUUUGGCUACGUAACUGGUAUGGAUCACAAUGCGUGGACCUGGCCGCUAGCUGUGUGGACGGAGCAAUACAAGAGUGGGAAGGCAACUAUUACAGAGGAGAGUCUUGUCCUUGAAUAUAUGCUUCAUUCCCCCAGUGAGUGCAACGAUGGCAAUACGACUGUUAACACAGCCAGUCAGUUUCAGGUCGAAGGACUUCCUCAUGAUAUAAUGACAUACAAGUAUAUUGGUUUCACCGCCACUCUUGGUUCUAUGGCCAAUGUGACUAUUCAUGUUGGCGACCAAGUCUCGGCGGCAAGUUGGCAAACAGUACCUGCGGGGGAUGUUGGAGUCUAUCACGGGUCACUGUUUGUGACAGGCACAGGAGCCGUUUCGGCUGACUUAAUUCGAGAUGGGACGACUAUUCUCACCAUUGAUGGGGAGUCUAUUGGCGGUUGUGGUAAUGGUGGCUAUGCUAACUUUAACCCCUGGGUUGGUGGCGACUUUGUCCCAGGAAAGAUAUCCGUCGAGACUCCUUAUGAUCUUUCGGACCUUGUCUGUAUAGAAGGGUCGGGAGCCACGGGCUUCGCUACAAUAUGCAGCCUUGUCUGUGAAUACGGAUACUGUCCUAUUGGUGCAUGUUAUUGUACUGCUCUAGGAUUGCAGAAGGAAUAUCCUGUAUUUACAGGUGACCUUGGAUUUGCUACUAGCGAUCCUAAUUAUGAUGGUCUAUGUAAAUGGACAUAUCAAUUCGGAUUCACGUUCCCGGAUCACUGUUCCACCACCAAGCAAGAUACCACUGUGCCAAAUCCGUCGCCCUUUCUACCCAAAUCUUGUACGGGGGGAGAAUGGGCGGUAGCUUUGGAUGGAUUAGAAGAACUUUGCGCUUUCACUUGUAGUCUUGGAUACUGUCCGACUCAUCUUUGUUUGUGCACGUCCGAAGGCGCACUCGUCUUGUUAGAUGGCAUUGAAGCCCCCGACAUCGUCACCUUUGUGGGCGAUCCAGAUGAUCGCGAUCAGAGCGACCUUUGCGCUUGGGCCUGUGACACUGCGGGAUAUUGCCCCUGUCAAGUCGGCGAUGACCUUCCUCCCUGCGAUUUCAGCCUCAGUUUCACAGACAUGGACGCGUUAGCGGACGCUUCUGACAAGUAUACCCCGUAUUGCAAUUACAUUUAUCUGCUAAACGUUCUAUAUACCAACGUUACAGCUGAGUUGGCCGACUACAAUGACGCGAACGCAGGGUAUGACAGUCUUUUCGGGUACUACCAGACGUACAUCAAGGAUGAAAUUCCAAUAAUGCUGGAUUCGUUCAUGGGUUGGGAUGAGAUAAGUGGCAAAGUCGACGCGACUGCACCAGGUAACAAGUACUUCGAAUGCACAUAUUACGACGUUUCUAAAAAGAAGAAUCACACAACUGAGUCAUGUCCGGCACCACGAGCCGGUGAUAACUUCGAGAUGUACUGGGCGCUCAUCAACUCGACGGGGUUUUACGCAGACCUACAGGAGAACUACGGAAUAGAAGCAGAUUGGGUUGUCUUAACUAAGAAUGACCUGUCAAGCUGUGUUAGUGACGAUCCGUUAACCGUCCCGUGCAUAUCGCACCACGAAGUAUGGCACAACUAUCCAUUGAUGGCUCCCAGUGUCACCGUAGCAAACCCAAAGGAUUUAUUCACAAAUGCAGGUCCUGCAAUGGCACAGCUGCCACUAAGCAUUGCUGCCACUCGUCUGGAUAUGAUACUGGGACAAUGGAACGGCUCCGGAUCCGACGCUAUUCAAUCAUUUGCCAUGCCCGUAGCUAUGGUAUCCCAGGCCAUCCAGUCCAUGGCCGAGGUUAAAAUCCUGAGAAAGACAGAAAAGGAAGAAGAGAAAAAGAGACUAAUCUCGCUUGUCCUAACCGCCGUGCUAGGUAUUGUGCCUUUUGUUGGAGAAGCAGGUGCCGCGCUCGCAGGACUCGCUGUCAUCGCACGUACUAUUGCUAUAGCCGGUGAAGUAGCAAAUACGGCAUUCUCCAUCUAUACGAUUGUAGAUGACCCCGCGAGUGCCCCCAUGACGGCCCUAAGUUUAUUAUUUGGUCUUGGCGGGGUGGCAGCCGUCUCGAGGGAUGCCGAAGUUUUCGCCAAAGUCGCAGCUUUGCGAAGAGAGAUGAAGGCUGCAGAUGUCGCCGCAAUGAGUUCUACGGUUGAGGAACAGGUGGCCUUGGUCCAGAAGAUUAUUAAGGAGUGCGCUUAA